AUGCAAGGCAGAGCUUUGCUGUUAGCAGGGAUCUUGACCGUCACUGUCAACACUGUGAUUGGAUCACAGCUAGAUGAAAAACCUCGAGCAUGUGAUGAUUUCUCGAUCAGCAUAGCGACUCAAGAAGAUAUCGACUUCUACUCCACUUGCACGAGGAUAGAAGAUGGUAUUCCGUUUAGCAUCAAUCAUACUUUCACGGGGCCGUUUCAAGUGCCAAACGUUAAGUAUAUAUCUGGAAAAUUCAAUGCUGGGUAUUUGGGUCCGAAAUUUAAUUUUUCCGACCGAGUGGAUGAUGCGGUCACGUCCAUCUCCAUGCCAGAUUUGGAGGAGGUUGGCGAUUGGGUUCUGAUCGCAUAUUUGAACGAACUGACGAACGUAUCAUUCCCAAAACUCCGUACCAUCGGCAAUGAUUUGGCGAUGGCAGCCAACCCGGAACUUAAAAAGGUCACGUUCCCGGCACUGGAAAAUGUCUCUGCGGGAAUAUUAAUCGACGGGGAUUUUGACGAGUACGUGUUUUCUUUUCUGUUCUCAUAUCCAUAUCCAUAUACUCUACUCGCAAUCGACAAGGAAAUCAUUGGUUAA
Histoplasma capsulatum G186AR is the source of this 582-nucleotide messenger RNA. RefSeq lists its product as uncharacterized. Bases 1 to 582 code for a protein of 193 amino acids. The record is from RefSeq and is a predicted model, not a curated record. Lineage: Eukaryota; Fungi; Ascomycota; Eurotiomycetes; Onygenales; Ajellomycetaceae. The transcript is spliced from 3 exons.